CCUUACAACAACCCUGGGAGAUAGGUGCUAUUCCCAUUUGACAGAUGAGAAAACUGAGCCACUGCAUUUAAGUGCCUUGGCCCACACUCACACAGCUAGGAAUUGUCUAAGGCCACAUCUGAACUCUGGUCUUCCGAACUCCAGGUCCAGUGCACUGCACCUAGUUGCCCAAGAUCUAAUCCCACUUCGUGGCUUCCUGGGGAUGCUGGAAGCUGAAGAUCUCUCCAAACCACCCUCACCACUACGCCUGUCCUAAGCAAACAGACACCCGGCAAUCAAUUACCAUAACAAAGAAAACCGGCCAGCAGCCUGGAAUGUAGCUUAAUUUAUAGAACGGUUCCUAGGGAAGACAGGUUUGAUUAACCCUAGAGGAUUAGUCCCCACCUUACCCUAGUACCGUACUGUAUUUCCAGUCUUGUGCAGCCCUAAGCAACUUGGGAGCUGUAGUCCACCAGAGGCAGAGAAGGAUCAACCUGCGCGGGGCUUCUUGGGAGCUGUAGUCUACCAAGAAGCAGGCUUGGGCCGGCUGGCCGCCGAGUGGAGGGGAGUGUCAGGCUGCGCGGUGUUUCCUGGGAGCGGUAGGCUACCGGGAGCCAACUGAAAGGCAUCCGACUGCGCGGAGCUUCCUGGGAGUUGGAGUGCGUCUGCUGCCGGUAGGUCGGCUUCUGACGGGCCGAAGUGAGAAGGGCUUGCGGGUUUCUCAGAUCGGCGGUCCGCUAGGAAACAGUCGCGGCAAGGAUUCCCGUUACAUUCAUGGCGACUCAUAGCUUGGCGAACGAGCGACUGAGGGCCUUGGAAGAUAUCGAACGGGAGAUAGGGACUAUCCUGCAGAGCGCCGGAAAUGUGAUCCUGGAGCUGUCCAAGGAGAAGGCAAACGAACGGCUGCUGGACCGCCAAGCGGCAGCCUUCACCUCCUCCGUGCAGCACGUGGAGGCCGAACUGUCAGCCCAGAUCCGAUACUUGACUCAGGUAGCAACUGGCCAGCCUCAUGAGGGUUCCAGCUACUCAUCAAGAAAGGACUGCCAGAUGGCACUGAAAAGAGUAGAUUAUGCUCGAUUGAAAUUGAGUGAGCUGGCACGAACCUGUGAGCAAGUGCUGGAGACCUAAAGCAGAGUAGAGGCCCUGUCUUUCCCCUCUUCCAUACCUCUGUUGUCUUGGACAAAGUAAGGAGAAGAGUGAGGAGAAGGAAGUGGUAUCCCACCAGACUUCACCAUUCAGAAAAUCCAUGGGAAAUAAAGAAGAUACAGGUUGCUUCACCCAAGAACUCUCCACAAAUUACCUCUUUAACCAGGACUUGGAGAUUGUAAUAUACAACUUCUUUCUUCCACCCUACAUUUCCAUUUUCCCAUGAUACUUUGGGUUCUUCUUGCCACUUUGGUCCAGCUCAGACACACAAAAUGGGAGAGAAGAUCUGACUGUUUUAAUAAGCAAGCCUAUAUUUUCCAUGCAUCAUAAGGUAGGAGGGGAUAAGGGCAUCUAAUUAGGGAGGGCAUAAAAGGAGAAGAUCUGGGGGAAUAGUGGGAGAGUGGAGUUCAAAGUCAUGUGAGGGAUGAAAAGGAGCAGGGCAGUACCUUGGGACUGAGAUGGGGAGCAAGAAGAGUAAAUUAGUUGACUUGGGUCAGAUACAUCCUAGAGAGUAGAGCAGUAU
Molecule: messenger RNA, 1648 nt
Organism: Vombatus ursinus (common wombat)
Lineage: Eukaryota; Metazoa; Chordata; Mammalia; Diprotodontia; Vombatidae
Gene: MED11
Product: mediator complex subunit 11
Exons: 3
Coding region: 754-1107 (117 amino acids)
Biological process (GO): regulation of transcription by RNA polymerase II
Cellular component (GO): mediator complex
Molecular function (GO): transcription coregulator activity
Source: RefSeq, a predicted model, not a curated record